This is a messenger RNA of Caenorhabditis briggsae, 2589 nucleotides long. NCBI's taxonomy places the organism in Eukaryota, Metazoa, Nematoda, Chromadorea, Rhabditida, Rhabditidae. The transcript is spliced from 9 exons. The record is from RefSeq and is a predicted model, not a curated record. Bases 1 to 2589 code for a protein of 862 amino acids.
AUGGCUGCAUCCAGUGGAAAUGGCAAGAUCUUCGGACGAUUUGAUCCGAUCCAUAUUGCUCUUGCCGUCAUUUCAGUCAUAUUUUUGAUUCUUUCCAUUGUUUUUAUUAUUCUUUUCGCUACUAAACAUGACACCUCUACUGGAUUCUUGGCUACUGGAUUCUCGGACAGUAAAUCUUCCGACGUGUCAAGUGAACUGAAAGGUCUUCUGAACAAGAAAUACACCGUGAAUUCGUUUGCUCUAGAUGUCCAAAACAAAGCAGUCAGUGCGGUCUUCUCACUUCGGGAUGACGUAUCCACGAAAGAUGUUCAGAGUGUGCUGUCCGGAUCGAAAUUGGUGACACAAUUGGAGACGACUUAUGGAGACAAAGCUACCGCAGUAUGCCGUCAACAACCAGCAGUUUCUAUCAUCUCCACUUCUCUUGCUCCAGCGACCAGCGCUCCCACAAAUGCUCCACCAGUUACCGGAAAAUGUAAAUUAAGAUAUUUCGAUUUCCUGAAAUCAAAAAAAAUUGCAGAUUGUAACAACAACGCAAUCACUCGUGACAUCGUCAUUGUUGUGGACAUGAACGAUCUUCCAAAGAAUGAUCACAGCGAGAAGAUGAACAGUCUGGCUGCCAUCCGUGACUCAUUGACCAAAGGAAUCACUUUCCCACAAGCCAACGUCUUCUUGAAGGCGGUUGUUGCUGGAGACGUCAUUGAUGUCACCGCUAACAAUAAAUGGAUCUCGGAUUCCGUAACUCUCACCGCGGAUUUCAAUAAACUUCUCGCUAUCAACAACUUCAACAAUCAGUCUUCUCUUAUCAUUGCUGACGUCUUCACCAAGUCUUUCACCACUUUGAAAACUGGAAGACAAUUUGUCCCAGGAGCACUUUUCAUUGUCACUGACAAGCUACCAUCAUCAGACAGCAAAGUUAAUGUUAAUCCAAGAGAUUCUGGAAUCUACAUCGGAUAUACUGGAGUCCGAAAGAACUACAUUGACAAAUACAAUACCUUGUCUGAUAGCAUCGUCACCGCCGAAUCCUGGACUGAUCUUGGAAAACAGGAUCCAUUCGGAACACUCGUCUGUUCUUUCUACCAGCUUCCCGCUGCACCAAAGGCCGGAUUCGAAUUCUUCAACUACCCUCUUGGUGAACUCGAUGCAGGUGACACUACAAAAUGCCAAGUCCUUGAUAUCAUCAUUGCUUUCGAUAUCUCUGAAUCUCUCUCCAGAAUCAUUCUUCCAAAAUAUGUUGCUUUUGCCGAGAGAUUGGUUGCUCAAUACAAGUACAAGGCCAACGAUUUCACUCGUGUUGGAGUAUUGACUUUUAACGAUCAAGUCACUGAAAAGCUCACAUUGGUAAACGGAAAUGACUUAGCCGCCGUCAACGCUGCUAUUGAUUCUGUCCAAUACGUCGGAGGACUCACUGAUGUUACCAAGGCGCUCAAAACAGCCCAACAACUCUUCACAACCGAAUCCGAUGCAUCUCGCUCCAAAGUUCUCAUCGUGCUUUCUGACGCCGUUCCAACUGUUGACACCUACACCGAUGAAAUUCAAGCUGGAAAGCAAUUGUCCGCUAUGGGAGUUGCCACGUUCUUCAUUGGAUACAACCAUUACAGUGACGAUGUUAAGAAGGAGUUGGGACAAGUCACCAAUCCAAAUUACGUUUUCGGAGAUAUGUCUGAUGCUUCUUUCAAUGGGGUCACUACACAAAUUCUCACCACGUAUCCAUGCCCAAAACCAAAAUGUGUCACUGCCUACUACGCUAUCGAAAUCAGUGAGGCUACCGAUGAUUACGUUGUCGAGAACCUCAAAGACAUUCUCCUCAUUUCCAACCAAGCGAAAACUCAACAAACUGGAACCGAAUCAUACCAACUCAUCACUUACAACGAUAUCGGAAACACUCAGAUCAACCCAAAAGGAGAUGCUUCUUUCGACGCCUUCCAGAAAUACGUUCAGGCUUUGAUCGACAAUCCAAACCAAGUUGCGGCGCUUCGUAGAGGAUACACUCGUCUUGAUAAUGCAAUCGAUGAUGUGACGGCUGAAUUGAAGAAUCAAGCAACCAAGAACUCCCGUUUCUCUGGAAACAUCAUCUUCAUGGGACAGGCUAACGAUGCAGUUUUGAACCCAAGUGUCCCCGAAGCACAGAAGAUUGCCCUCCUCCAAGCCUCUGCAGCCAACUUGAAAGCUCAAACUGCUGGACUCAUCUUCGUUGUUGAUGAUUCAAGAGAUGUCACAGACUUUGGAGAUGAUCUCUGGAGCAGUGUCACCACCAAAAAUCGCAUCGUUCAGAAGGCUGAUGACGUUGUUGCUGCUCUCAAGGGAACCGACUAUUUCCAAACAUGGAAGGCUCUUUCUUGCUCUCUUCCAGCUCGGUCAACUUGCUACGAUACGCCACUUGACGUCGCCGUGAUCAUCGAUCUUCAGAAGAAGGACGACUACGUUUUCCUCAACUACAUCACCAGUCUUCUCUCUCAAUUCUCUUCUCAAGAUGAUACUCACAUCUCGAUGCUUGCCUACGGAGCACGAAAGACUUCUGUGCUUUCCAAACUUUGCUGUCCUUUAUACCGACUGGAGCAAUGGAACCUAUUUUAUGACUACUACCACUGA